This is a messenger RNA of Ziziphus jujuba (common jujube), 2137 nucleotides long. RefSeq lists its product as uncharacterized. Gene Ontology annotation, cellular component: membrane. Gene Ontology annotation, biological process: N-acetylglucosamine metabolic process; protein N-linked glycosylation. Gene Ontology annotation, molecular function: beta-1,4-mannosylglycoprotein 4-beta-N-acetylglucosaminyltransferase activity. The transcript has 2 exons. The record is from RefSeq and is a predicted model, not a curated record. NCBI's taxonomy places the organism in Eukaryota, Viridiplantae, Streptophyta, Magnoliopsida, Rosales, Rhamnaceae. The coding region runs from base 540 to 1703 and encodes 387 amino acids.
UCUCUCUCUCUCUCCUAAUUUAUUUUAAUUUCCCAUUUCUCUCUCAACCCUAAUUUGUUUUUUUAUUUUUAUUUAUUUCUAUUUAUCUCUUUCCCUAAUUUAUUAUAAAAUUAUUCCAACUCUCUCUCUUUCCUCCUAAUUUUUGGAAUUAGAGGAUAUCUGGGUGAAAGAGCGAAAAACCACCAAACGGCUAUAAUUGGCGUUACAGAGUUUCAGAGCAGAGAGGAAGAUACAGAGGGAGAGAGAUACAUAGAUAGAGAGACAGAUAGAAAGAGAGUGAAAGAGAGAGAGUGAGAGAGAGAAACAGAAAGGGUUGUGCUAAUCCCUUGAAGAUCGCUGCUUUUUUCGGUUAUUUUCCAGAAUUUUUUUUUAUAUUAAUUUAUUUUUGUUCUGGAAUUGGGGUUGUGUUAGGAGGUGUUGAUCUGGGUCUCGGCGAUCUGAAUUAUUGUAGGAGAUUCUCAUAGGAUAAGUGAAGGGCUGGACGAAGAGGGGUUAAUUGGGAAUAAUAUUGUAGCCCGUUGUGGUGGUUGUUCAUCAUCAUGUCUGACGGGUAUUAUAAUUCCAAGAAGACUGAUGACAUAUUUGACGAUGUUUGUGGCCAGCAGGGAUCUAGAGCGGCUUUGAGCAUGUCCAGACUACGGUGCAUCAUGAGGGGCUUGGACUUUAAGACUUACGUUUUCACUUUUGUGUUUGUCCCCUUAUGCAUCUUUGGUAUAUAUUUACACGGACAGAAGAUCUCUUAUUUUCUAAGACCCCUUUGGGAAUCUCCUCCAAAACCCUUCCACGAUAUUCCGCACUAUUAUCAUGAGAAUGUAACAAUGGAAAAUCUUUGUAGACUUCAUGGAUGGGGAAUUCGUGAAUCACCAAGGCGAGUCUAUGAUGCAGUUCUUUUCAGUAAUGAAAUAGACAUCCUCACAAUCAGAUGGAACGAGUUGUAUCCUUAUGUGACGCAAUUUGUACUCCUAGAAUCAAACUCAACAUUUACUGGCUUACCCAAACCAUUAAUCUUUGCCACCAACCGGGACAAGUUCCAGUUUAUUGAGCCUCGGCUCACUUAUGGGAUGAUUGGGGGAAGAUUCAAGAGAGGUGAGAACCCUUUUAUUGAAGAGUCGUAUCAGAGAGUAGCUUUGGACCAACUUCUCAGAAUAGCAGGCAUAGAAGAUGAUGACUUGCUGAUAAUGUCUGAUGUUGAUGAGAUUCCCAGUGCCCACACGGUUAAUCUCUUGAGAUGGUGUGAUAACAUCCCACCUAUUCUUCAUCUUCAGCUGAGGAAUUACUUAUACUCUUUUGAGUAUUAUCUAGAUAAUGAGAGCUGGAGAGCAUCAGUUCACAGGUACCAGAGUGGGAAAACUAGGUAUGCACACUACCGACAGACAGAUUACAUCUUGUCGGAUUCUGGGUGGCAUUGUAGCUUUUGUUUCCGCCAUAUCGAUGAGUUCAUAUUUAAAAUGAAAGCUUACAGCCAUUCUGAUAGAGUGAGAUUCUCUCAUUUCCUGAAACCCAAAAGGGUACAGGACGUUAUAUGCAAAGGUACUGACUUGUUUGACAUGCUUCCAGAGGAGUAUACAUUUAAGGAGAUAAUUGGAAAGAUGGGACCUAUUCCGCGUUCUUACUCUGCUGUUCAUCUUCCUGCAUAUUUGUUGAACAAUGCUGAGAAGUACAAAUUUCUAUUGCCUGGUAACUGCAAAAGAGAAAGUGGCUGAUCUAUGAUAUUAGAGCUGCAUGUACAAAAAUUUUGAAAAUGAAAAUUGUGGAUUGCAUCAAGAGGGGCUCUACUGGGAGAUCGAUGGUCAUGAUGGCAAUGGUACAAAUAAUUUUUAUGGUCAUUCUUUAGAGAGAGAUAUUGGGAAGAACUUGAUGGUUCCCUGAUUCUCAGGGUUGUGUAUAUUUCUUUUUUCUUUCUUUUCUUUUUUUUUGGACAUUGGGUUUCUUCCGAUGAGGCAUAUCAAGUUUCCAAAGUGGGGGUUCUGCUGUGAGAGAAUUAGCUUUGUGUUUUUGGCUUCGGCUAACUAAUGUACCCACUUCUUGUUGGUAUGGCAUAAUCUUCAACUGCAUGAGUAGAAUGACAUUUCCCAGGAUUUUCUAUGAUGGGAAUUUUUGAUUUCUCAGACUAAUUUAUUCGUAUACUCUUUCUUUC